Molecule: messenger RNA, 2990 nt
Organism: Drosophila arizonae
Lineage: Eukaryota; Metazoa; Arthropoda; Insecta; Diptera; Drosophilidae
Gene: Sirt1
Product: NAD-dependent protein deacetylase sirtuin-1
Biological process (GO): negative regulation of DNA-templated transcription
Cellular component (GO): nuclear inner membrane; rDNA heterochromatin; nucleus
Molecular function (GO): p53 binding; NAD+ binding; histone deacetylase activity, NAD-dependent
Source: RefSeq, a predicted model, not a curated record
CGCUUUUAAAUUUUCUAAAAUUUUUCUUUUAAGUUAAAAAUCGGAAAUAGAAGUGAUUGAAUUAAAAAAGUGGGAUUUUUCGCCGUAAAAUAGCGUUUUUACGCAAGCAAAAUGGAUGCAAAGUAGAGACGUAAAAAUUUUGUGUGUGUACCAACGAAAGAGAGGAGAAAACGGAACGCGAGAAAGUAAAAAGAAGAAAUCGUAACUACUCGCUGGUGGUGUGCGUGAGUGCUUGGUAAGAAGCAGAUAAAGCAUAACACACGAAAACUGUGUUGCGCCUGGCAAAAAUGAUGGAAAAUUUUGAGGACAUGGAUGUUCGACUAGGACAUAUUAAUUUUAAAGAGAUUGGGGAUGUACACGAAGUCCAAGUACAAGCCGAGCGCAACGAGCUACAAAUUUUUGAGCACACGCAGGCAAAUUUCGAUUUUGGCGCUGAAAUUGUGACAACAAAUGCUAAGCCAGCAACAGCAGCAACAACAUUAGUAGCGACAGCAACAGCAACGACGCCAGCAACAAGCGAAACGAAACCAAAAGAAAAUAGUGAAAUCAAAACAAAAACAUUGCCUCAAAUGGGAGAACAUCAAAUUGGCGCCAAUCGAAAUGCCGAAAAUGUAACCAAUGCGGAGCAAAACAGCCAGCAACAAACAAACAAUUUGGAAAGAUCCUUCUCCGAGGCAGAUGAUGAUGAUGAAGGAGAUGAGGAUGAGAAUGAAGAUUACAAAUCAAGCUGGGCCAACAGCGAUGACGAUGAUGAUGAUGACACCUCCAGCUCGGAUUGCUCAUCUGUGAGCCGCAGCGACUGGAAAAUGCGUUGGCUACAGCGCGAAUUUUGCACUGGUCGCGUACCCCGCCAGGUGAUUGCCAGCAUAAUGCCGCACUUUGCCACUGGAUUGGCAGCAGACACAGAGGACUCGGUGUUGUGGGAUUACCUGGCACAUUUGUUGAAUGAACCGAAGCGUCGCACUAAGCUGAGCAACGUUAACACCUUUGACGAUGUCAUUGAUUUGGUUCACAAGUCGGAGCGGAUUAUUGUGCUCACUGGAGCCGGUGUCUCUGUUUCAUGCGGCAUACCAGAUUUUCGCUCUACAAAUGGUAUCUAUGCACGACUGGCGCAUGAUUUUCCCGACUUGCCUGAUCCGCAGGCCAUGUUCGAUAUUAACUACUUCAAGCGCGAUCCGCGACCCUUCUAUAAAUUUGCUCGCGAAAUUUAUCCCGGCGAGUUCAAGCCCUCUCCGUGUCAUCGUUUCAUCAAGAUGCUGGAGACAAAGGGCAAGCUGUUGCGGAAUUAUACCCAGAAUAUAGACACAUUGGAGCGUGUUGCGGGCAUUCAGCGGGUGAUUGAAUGCCAUGGCUCAUUUUCGACGGCAUCGUGCACCAAAUGCAAAUACAAGUGCAAUGCGGAUGCACUACGUGCCGAUAUAUUUGCCCAACGCAUACCCGUGUGCCCGCAAUGCCAGCCGAAUGUGGAACACAGCGUUGAUGCUUCCGUAGCUGUAACAGAGGAGCAGCUGAAGCAGCUGGUAGAGAAUGGCAUCAUGAAACCAGAUAUAGUCUUCUUUGGCGAAGGAUUACCGGAUGAGUACCACACGGUUAUGGCCACAGAUAAAGACAAAUGCGAUUUGCUGAUUGUGAUCGGCUCGUCGCUCAAGGUACGCCCCGUCGCACACAUUCCCAGCAGCAUACCAGCUUCGGUGCCGCAGAUUCUGAUCAAUCGCGAGCAGCUGCAUCAUCUGAAGUUCGAUGUGGAACUUCUGGGCGAUUCGGAUGUUAUAAUUAAUCAGAUCUGUCAACGUCUGUCGAGUGCUGGGUCCAGCGAUGACGACCAUGAUUGGAAACAGCUUUGCUGUGACGAUCAAGUUUUGCGUGAAUCGAGAGAGCUAUUGCCACCGACAGAGCAUCAUUAUCAUCAUCAUCAUUAUCACCAUCAUCGACUUCGAAGCUCAGAGUGUGAGCAACCAUCACAACUAGACACGGAUACGCAGUCCCUAAAAUCAAAUGGCUCGGUUGACUAUCUGCUCGGGUCAUCGGCAGGCACAUGUUCCGAUAGCGGCUUCGAGUCUUCCACAUUUACAGCGGAACACAGCAAGCGAGAUCAGCUGCAGCAUCUGAUGCUGCAGCAACCGCAACCAGUUGCCAGCAGCAGCCACAGCAAUGCAGCCGAUGCAGACCGAGAAGCCAUUGAACGCAUCAAGAGCGACAUACUCGUCGAAUUGAAUGAGACGGCAUUAAGUUGUGAUCGUUUGGCGGCUCCAGUGGCAAAUGGUGCCACCACCGCCGGCUACCGUCAUCUGUCCGUUGACUCGUCAAAGGAUAGUGGCAUUGAGCAAUGUGAGGCAUCCAAUCCCAGCAAUAUUGAAGUGUCCGCCGGCUAUGCCAGCAAUUUGGACCCAAACCUUUCUGCGAAUAUGGUUGUGGAAACUAAGACAGCGGCGCCCAGCCUAACACCGACUCCGCCGCAGCCGAGACGACAGACCAUAGCCGAACGCCUACAACCCGGCACCUUCUAUUGCCACAGCAAUAGCUGCUCGUAUGUCUUUCCCGGCGCUCAAGUGUUCUGGAAUAGUGACUUUAGCGAGGACUACGAGGAGGAGGAGGAUGGGGCAAGUGUGCGCGAAGCUGAUCUCUUUAGCAACGUUGUGGCCAGCGAUGAGGAAGCAUGCGAUCUAAAUGCGGUGCCCCUAUCACCGCUUCUACCGCCGGCACUGGAGGCACACAUUGUCACCGAAAUCACCAAUGGCAACGCUCUCGACGUCGAUGCACUACCAGCUGCUGCCACCAGCACCUCGAGCACCAGCAGUCCCAGCAAUAAGCGGCGAAGUGCAACAGCCAUGGAGCAAUUGCAGUCGCCAACGUCUGCGGCCAGUCCAGCGAUUGAAUCUGAAACGCCGCCGCCUAUUAAGAAGCGACGACCCAGUGUAGUUACAGCUACAGCAACAGCUGCAGCCACAUUAACAACUGUGUAAAUGUUUAUAUACAUAUAUAUAUAUUUA